AUGUUCCGGUUAAUAAUUUUUUCCAUUAUUCAGUUUUUCUUAUUAAUUGAAACAACGAAAUCAACUUCCGUUUCUUUGAUAUCGAUUGUUAUUCAAGUUAAAGGUGAUUGUAAAACAAUUGGUGAUAAAAUUGCUCAAGAACAUGGAUAUCGUUAUGUUCGACAGAUUUUAGUUGGUUUUUGUGAAUUAGAAGAAGAUCCAUCAUCUAAAAAUCAUAUACGACAUCGACGAGCCAUCGAAAACGGUAUUGAUCCAGCUCAAAUUCUUCUUAAUCAUGAACAUGUUGAAUGGGCUGAAAGACAAAUACCAAAAAUACGGCAAAAACGUGAAUUUAUUUUUAAUGAUCCCGAGUGGAAUAAUAUGUGGUAUUUGACGCGACAUUUACGUACACAAACCCUACCUGAUUUAAAUGUAACUGGUGCUUGGCAAAUGGGUUGUACAGGACGAGGACGAGUUGUUACUUUUCUUGAUGAUGGUUUAGAAUUUGAUCAUCCAGAUUUACACGAAAAUUAUGAUAAAGAAGCUAGUACAGAUAUCAAUGGUAAUGAUGAUGAUCCAACACCACGUUAUGAGCCAACUAAUGAAAAUAAACAUGGAACUCGAUGUGCUGGUGAAGUAUCAGCAAAAGCAAAUAAUCAAAUAUGUGGAGUUGGAAUUGCUUAUCAUGCUAGAGUUGGAGGUAUUCGAAUGUUAGAUGGUGAAGUAACAGAUAGUGUUGAAGCACGAUCGCUUAGUCAUCGACCUGAUCAUGUCGAUAUUUAUUCUGCUAGUUGGGGACCGGAUGAUAAUGGUCUUGUUGUUGAUGGACCUGGUUUAUUAGCUAAAAAAGCUUUUGAAAAUGGUGCUUUACAUGGUCGAGGUGGAAAAGGAUCAAUAUUUGUUUGGGCAAGUGGCAAUGGUGGUCGUUCAGCAGACUCAUGUGCAUGUGAUGGCUAUAUAACUUCCAUUUAUACGAUUGCUGUUAGUUCUGUAACAGAAUCGGGAAGUGUACCUUGGUAUCUUGAAGAAUGCUCAGCUACUCUUGCUGCAGCAUAUAGCAGUGGGCAAGGAAAUGGCGAUCAUGAAAUAAUUACUACGGAUUUGCAUCAUACUUGUACAAGUCAUCAUACGGGAACAUCAGCAGCAGCACCAUUAGCGGCAGCUGUUUAUGCUCUUGUUCUCGAAGCCAAUCCUAAUUUAACAUGGCGUGAUGUAAUGUAUAUAACAGUUCUUGGUUCUCGCUCAAAUGUUAUUCCAUCGAAUACAGAAAUUAUUCAAAAUGCAGCUGGAAUGAAUGUCAGUAGUAGAUAUGGUUUUGGUCUUAUGGAUGCUGGUUUAAUGACUUGGUAUGCAAGCGGUUGGAAAAAUGUUCCACCUAUGUCAACAUGCGAAUCAAUGACUUAUAAUCCAAAAAAGACUAUAAAGUCAAAGUCAAAUGAAACAUUUUCUGUUGAUUUAAAGGAAUGUAAAAAUAGUGGUAAUAUAAAAAGUCAAGUAAAUUAUAUUGAACAAGUACAAGUAUUUGUAAAUUUAUCGACGACCAAUCGAGGAGAAAUAGAAAUCUAUCUUUACUCACCAUCAAAUACAAAAACAACAAUUUUACCAAGACGAGCUAACGAUCACAGUGAUCAAGGUUUUAGCAAUUGGGCUUUUUUAACAGUACAAUUAUGGUUUGAAGAUCCUCAUGGACUAUGGAAACUACAAAUAUGUAAUACAGGUGGAGGAUCAGCUGAGUUAAUAUCUUGGCAACUUGUCGUUCAUGGUACACGUGAUUAUCCAGUCUCACCUCAUUCAUCAUCUGGUACUAAUCAAUCUAAUUGUCAUGUCGAAUGUAAUCCUAAAGAACCAUGUGGUAAUAAUGAUACAAGUUGUACAGCAUGUCGACAUUAUAAACAACCAUUAACGGAUGGAAAGUUUCGUUGUGUUGGUAUAUGUCCUGAAGGUACUUAUCUAUUUGAAACAGAUAAAUCAUGUUUACCUUGCCACUCAAAAUGUGGUUCAUGUCGUAAUGAUAGUGAAAAUAGUUGUGUCAGUUGUAAAUAUGGUUUCUUUCUUAUACAUGAUACAAUGAUAUGUGCCGAGUCGUGUCCCACUAAUUAUUAUACGGAUCGUAAUCUUCGAAAAUGUGUUCGUUGUAAAUCUGAUUGUGCAUCAUGUGAAACAAGUUCUCAUAUAUGUACAACAUGUCCAAAUGGUUAUGCUCUUAAAGAUACAGAUUGUAUAAAAGCAGCACAAGAAUGUCCAUCUAGUGAAUACUUUGAUUUUACUACAAAUACUUGUCGAUGGUGUGAUUUUCGAUGUUCAAAUUGUAGUGGACAUGAAUCUUAUCAAUGUACUUCAUGUGAUAAAACAAGCAAAUUUCCUUAUCUUCAAUAUCAUACAUGUGUUUCAUCAUGUUCACCAGGAUUUUAUCUUUCAAAAAGCAAUUCUGAAUGUCUUUCAUGUCAUGAAACAUGUCUUAAUUGUACAUCAUCAAAUGACUCAUCAUGUUUGGCAUGUAAAAUAGGUUAUGAUUAUAUUCCUGAUACUCAUCGUUGUGAAAAACAUAUUGGUAAACCAUAUUAUAUUGAUAGUAAAACAGGUGAAAUGCGUACAUGCCAUUCAUCAUGUACACUAUGUAAAGGAGCAAAUCCAACUGAUUGUAUUGCUUGUAAUCCAAUAACAGAAGUACUUCUUAGUGAUGGACAUUGUGUUAAUGAAUGUCCAGCAGGUUCAUAUGAAAGUGAAAAGAAGACAAAUGAAAUUCAAACAAAUAUUUGUUUACCAUGUCCAAUUGGAUGUAAACUGUGUACUAAUGCAAAUGAUUGCAGUCAAUGUGAUGAAAUCAAAGGAUAUCAUAUAGACGGUCGAAAAUGUUUACCAACAUGUCAAUCGGGUACUUUUCAAAUGGAUAAUCAUUGUCGACCAUGUCAAGAUCCGUGUGUGACAUGCAUGAAUUUAACAAGUUGUUUAUCAUGUAAUAAUAACUUAAAUUUAUUAAAUGAUCAGUGUGUUGAUAAAUGUCCAGAUGGUUAUUAUUCAAAUAAUAACAAAUGUAUUCAAUGUAAUCCAAUGUGUCGUACAUGUACAGGUUCAUCAGAAGAUGAUUGUAAAUCAUGUGCAGAUGGAUUUCGUUUUGAUGAACAGCAAAAGCAAUGUUUGAGUUUAUGUCCAAAUGGAAAUUUUUACAAUAAAGAUGAUAAUAUAUGCAAAUUAUGUACAGACAAUUGCCUUGAAUGUUUACAUCCUGGUUCGUAUUGUCGUCAAUGUUCUUAUCCAAUGUCACUUGAUAUUUCUACUCAUAAAUGUUUAUCUUGUUGUACAUCAAAUAUUACCACUGAUGAUUGUUGUCAAUGUCCAUUAAUAUGGGAUGGUUUCUGUCUUCAUCCACUUGUAACUCCGCCGACUUCUUCAAGUUGGUGGUAUAAAUCCCCAAUAGAUCAAAUUCGUGAUAAAUUUUCCAAAUUAGAUGGUUCUCAUCAAACUAUUGUUUUGAUUAUAUUAAUUCUUAUUUUAAUACUUUGGAGUAUUUGUUUUAUAAUGUUUUUUAUACGACAAUUUAAUAUUUUGUGUUUUUCUUCAAAAUCGACGAUAAAUCAACAUGUUAAUGUUGAAUAUGUUGUAUUAGAAAAUCUCGAUGAUGAUCAAAUAAGUAAUAGACAAUAA
Molecule: messenger RNA, 3624 nt
Organism: Rotaria sp. Silwood1
Lineage: Eukaryota; Metazoa; Rotifera; Eurotatoria; Philodinida; Philodinidae
Source: the annotation of a GenBank genome assembly